This is a messenger RNA of Talaromyces stipitatus ATCC 10500, 1568 nucleotides long. Its product is annotated as Nucleoside transporter family. The transcript has 2 exons. Gene Ontology annotation, cellular component: plasma membrane; fungal-type vacuole membrane. Gene Ontology annotation, biological process: nucleoside transmembrane transport. NCBI's taxonomy places the organism in Eukaryota, Fungi, Ascomycota, Eurotiomycetes, Eurotiales, Trichocomaceae. The coding region runs from base 1 to 1440 and encodes 479 amino acids. The record is from RefSeq and is a predicted model, not a curated record. Gene Ontology annotation, molecular function: nucleobase transmembrane transporter activity; nicotinamide riboside transmembrane transporter activity.
AUGAGCAGAAGCCUUUUAUCGAGGGUGUUCCCCUCUACAAUCAGCCCAGAAUACGAACCUGUCGAAAACGAUGAAUUACUCGGAAACGCAGGAGAUGGGACGAGACAUACGCCGAACGCGACCGUUUCCGGGGAGGAAGAGGAGGUACACGCCUUGAAGAAGCCGUUCUCGUGGCAUGAUUAUACGGUGUUCCUGCUUCUGGGCGUGGCGAUGUUAUGGGCAUGGAACAUGUUCCUCGCCGCCGCACCCUAUUUCCAUCGUCGAUUCCAACAAAGUCCAUGGGCCGUAGAGCAUUACGAGUCAUCCAUCGUAUCAGUCUCAACCGUGACGAACUUACUAUGCGUCUUGGUCCUCGCAAAACUGCAACGAAAUGCAUCCUAUCCUAUACGAAUUGCAGUAUCACUUGUGAUUUUGACAGCUGUCUUUGCGUUGCAAGCCACGUCCACGGCAUUUUUCCGUACCAUUUCCAUAGGGAUGUAUUUCAUUUUCGUGAUGACGAUGGUCCUAGGAGCAAGUUUUGCCGUGGGUAUGAACCAGAAUGGCGUCUUUGCAUAUGUCUCUGGAUUUGGACGUCCGGAAUAUACUCAAGCUAUCAUGGCUGGGCAGGGGAUUGCUGGAGUGCUUCCUUGCAUUGUCCAGAUUAUUACAAACGCAGCUGAAUCUCGAAGGGACGACGAGAAUGACGAUGAUGACUAUUACAAGCCAGCACUGACAUAUUUUCUAUUCGCUGUUGUCGUCACUUUGGUGGCCUUUUUUGCCUUUCUUGGGCUUAUGAACCGGACUGCCGGAUCACGGUGGUUCGCCAGGGAAUUACGAGCUAUCAAGAACGCACCCGCAGUGUCAAACAGCACUGAGUCCCAGACCUCCGCCCCGGCUCACAAAACUGUUGGGCUCUGGAGACUUUUUCUCAGACUGAAAUGGCUGGCUCUCGCAGUAUUUCUCUGCUUCACAGUAACCAUGGUCUACCCCGUCUUCACUGUCAAAAUCCAAUCAGUCCACGACCCAGCAACACGAUCCCGCAUCUUCGAGCCUGAACUCUUUGUGCCUCUAGCCUUCCUAUUCUGGAAUCUGGGCGAUUUGAUCGGGCGCAUGUCCCCCAUCAUACCAGCUCUAGCUCGAUCAGCUAACUAUCCUCGUGCACUAUUCGCUUUCUCUGUAUUGCGUCUAGUCUUCAUCCCCAUGUACCUCGCCUGCAAUAUUCAGAGCAGUACCAACUCGACAAAUAGUAGCGCUAUUAUCAGUAGCGAUUUCUUCUAUUUGUUUGUCGUGCAACUCGGCUUCGGUUUGACGAAUGGGUUUUUGGGCAGUGUGUGUAUGAUGGGUACUAGCCAGUAUGUUACAGCUGAUGAGCGUGAGGCAGCUGGUGGUUUUAUGAGCAUGAUGCUUGUCGCUGGAUUGGCGGCUGGGAGUUUGACGAGCUUUUUGUUUACAGGGGCGUAGUUCAAGCUCAUCGUUUAUAUAUUGCAUAUCACCGUUCAUUUCUUGCAUGGAGUUAUUUUUAUUUGACAUUGGGGUUUACAGCGCAUAUCUAUAGAUACAUAUGAAAGUGUCCUUUUCACGUUCCUUUC